AUGCGACUUUGCAUCGCUGUGCACGCUGGUGUGGAACCCUCUGAGAAAAUAGAGCAACUCUUGGCAAGUCAUGGUAUCACCAGUGCUGAUCUGGCACAACUGCAACCCGAUCCGUCGCGCCCGAACAAGAAAGCCCCGACAGCGGCUUCGGUGGCUCGGCUCUACGGAUUGGAACAAAAAGACUUUUAUGCUGCUCAAAGUCGCGCCGAUAGACAUGUUGAUUCUGGAGAUCAACGCCGCAUUCUGACUGCUCCUGAACGACGCCUGCUCGCACAAUACGUCGGCACACUGGCCGACAACAACAAAGGCAGACGACGAGCCCUGGCAGUGGUGCUCAUGUACCACCUCCUCGAAACCCGCCACGCAGCCCGCGAACGAGCGCUCGAGCUAAAAAUACCGGAUGCACGGCUGAUUCAGCCACUGAAUGACCGCGAACUUGACUUCCUCGCGCGUCUGAGCACAAAUCCCGAACAACCCCCCUUGCGAGAGAAAUGGUUUCAGGUUUGGGAGGCUGAGUUUGCGCCCCUUUUGGAAACCGCCAGAACCCAAGACCCACACCGCCUUGCCGCCGCCACACGUUCUCGCUGUGAAGAGCACUUCCGCUCUCUGGGAAAUGCACUGCGGCAGCUCAACUUUUUACACGACACCGGGCCCCACGCGGGAACCAUCCGCUUAGAUCGUACGUCAUUAGCUCUCUGUCUUGAUGCCUCCGUCCACCCCAACUCAACUCUACCUGAGUUUGCUUGCGUCAACAUAGGACUGUCACAUGUGUGGUCCAUUGACAAAAUGCCAGGCCUCAACGCAGGCCUGGGCAUGUUGCAGGGCGAUUUUCGAAGUGAGCAUAGUAUGGAUCGUGGCGCCGCGACGGAACAAGCGUCCGACCGGACAUUGACUGUGGUGCUUGCUAUUUCCCUUGAUGGCGCCCUCGCGCCCCCCAUGGUUAUUCACAAGCAAGGCACACUUCCUCCAGAGAAGAUUGCCGGCCCUGCAAACCUUCCAAGCAGCCUUGUGUUUGACCAUGAUUUUGGCCACUUUGCUUCUUGUGCAAACAACAGCGGUGACAUCACUAGGCCUCUUUUCUUGGGCUUUUGCCGUCGCCUUCGCGCGUUUGUCGGGCAUCGGGAGCCAAUCUUGCUCAUAUCCGAUGGUCUCAAGACGCGCAUCCCAACACCGCUGAUGGCAUAUCUCAAGUCCAUCAACAUUUUCCUCUUCCUCGCCCCACCCCAUACCAGCCAUUGGCUUUCUCCAAACGAUCAGUGGCAUCAGCACAUUUAUCGCGAUCGCACCACGUUGUUGUUCGAAACACCCUCGGUCGCCCAAGGAGGAUCAGCAAGCCUUGAUGAGAAAAUUGUUGCCCUCUACGCCGCCAUUCACAAGCAGCAUCAAUGUCCCGAACGGAUACAAAGUGCCUUCGGGGCCGCAGGUAUUGCAAAGGAUCGUUGGGGCAUCGACCUGAUGCGCCAUCAGCCACUUGAGGAUGCUCCAGAUCAGAGAGCGGCCAAUGCCUUGUCUGCACUGGAUACCAUGUUGCUAGAGACAAAAAAAGCCAAUCCUGGCCCGCUCUCUGCUCAGAGCUCGCCGCAAGCAAUUUCUCGCUGGGGCGAAGACAUUCGACGCUACGCGACGGCCCAAGCACGCCUGAUCAAGUGCUUCGAGCAGAGAUUUCUUGACGUGACGGCCCAACAACAGCAGUUGUUGGCUCUUUUGACACCAGUGUUAGGCGAACGUCUACCCAAACGAGCCCGGGUGGAUGUCACUACCGCACUUGAACCGUCAGAUGCACCAUUGGCUGUGACCGACCAACAAUCGGCUGCAAGUUCAGCAACAAUUCAGAGCCGAUCAGGAGGACAAGCAGCAUGCCAGCAGAUACAGGAAAAGCUUGGUCUGCCGGCCACGACCAAAGAACACCUCAAGACGGCAUGCCAACGCCUGGGGUUGGCUUGGACGGGCAACAAGCCAGACUUGCUGGCUAGACUCCAGGCCAAAAUGGGAUUGGUCACUGAAGCCCAACCAUCCACGGCGUCGGCACACGAUGUUGAUUCACUUGAAAGCGCGGAAGCAAGUAUGCAGAAUACCAUUGUUCCAACAACUGCAACUGCAAUACUGCAAUCGGUCUCUGAAGUCCAGCCAAACGCCGUGGCGAUAGAGUCACCACGGCCCUCAUCAGGCACGCUUGCCAGCGCUCAUGAUCCGACUGUGAAUGGCCCCAAUUCGGAAGAAUCUGGCUCUUUUUUCGACUGUGUCAACAUCUGUACCAACUCUAGCCUUGAUCUUCGUGGGCCUUUGUUCGAGUGGGUCACUGACCUACCUGAGGACCUGCUCAGAGGCAACGAGGAGGUCGACCCAGCUCUUCUUGAAGCUCAGUGGUUCCAGCAGCCGAGCCAGUUGAACAUGGAAGAGAUGGAUCGCUUGAUUCAAGCCUGCGAUGGCCCUACGCGUGCAUAUCGAGCAAAAGUCGCAAGGUUGACAUCCGCGCAUGACACAUUGUUGACCUAG
Messenger RNA from Monosiga brevicollis MX1, 2496 nucleotides. RefSeq lists its product as uncharacterized. The coding region runs from base 1 to 2496 and encodes 831 amino acids. Lineage: Eukaryota; Choanoflagellata; Craspedida; Salpingoecidae. The record is from RefSeq and is a predicted model, not a curated record. The transcript has 2 exons.